This is a messenger RNA of Lampris incognitus (smalleye Pacific opah), 2443 nucleotides long. It is a transcript of the gene cebpg, whose product is annotated as CCAAT enhancer binding protein gamma. The record is from RefSeq and is a predicted model, not a curated record. Gene Ontology annotation, molecular function: DNA-binding transcription factor activity, RNA polymerase II-specific; RNA polymerase II cis-regulatory region sequence-specific DNA binding. Gene Ontology annotation, biological process: DNA-templated transcription; regulation of transcription by RNA polymerase II. Lineage: Eukaryota; Metazoa; Chordata; Actinopteri; Lampriformes; Lampridae. The transcript is spliced from 2 exons. The coding region runs from base 324 to 872 and encodes 182 amino acids.
CACGUAGACAUUGCCCUACAUGGUCAAAAAGAUUUCGCAAUCCUGCCCGAGCGCGCCUCACCGAUCCAAACAAAACACGACGAGCGGGAAUAACGAGGAUAUUUCCCUUAUAAACGUUCACCUUUUGGCGGAGGAAACCCUCGGCUUUUUACCCUGCACAGGCUCCAUAUUCUCAGCCUGAGUUUUGGUGAACCUGAAGGCUUCUGUUUACCUUCAGUUCAUCGUAAAUAGCUGCACCCCACCGUCCCCCCGCCAUUGUCCACAACGCCAGCCCCGCUCCCCGCCGUCGGUCGGACAGCGUCUCCUUGUGGCAACGGAUCCAAAUGAGCAGACAGCCUAAGAUAUCCCCAUCAGAGCACAACGGCGUGAGCGUCAUCCAAAGCCAGCCACAGGCCAGCUCUGCCCCUCCAUCCUCCAGCUCCGCCCCCCCAGCAUCUUCUCUGCCACCUGCCAUAGGAGGCCUCCAGCAGGUCCCGCAGCUCGUCCCAGUCAACCCAUCGGCCGGCGGGGGCAAGGCUGUGCCACCCAGCAAGAUGAAGAAACCUCCAGCGGAUAAGGACAGUGAGGAGUACCGUCAGCGGCGGGAGCGGAACAACCUGGCGGUGAAGAAGAGUCGCAUGCGCAGCAAGCAGAAGGCACAGGACACACAGCAGCGCGUCAAUGAGCUGAAGGAGGAGAACGAACGACUGGAGGCCAAGAUCAAACUGCUCAGCAAGGAGCUGAGCGUCCUCAAAGACCUGUUCCUGGAACACGCCCACAACUUGGCCGACAAUGUCCAGCCACCAGGGGGCGGUGAGGGCACCAGCCCCACCUCCAACAACAACAACAACAACAACAACAACAGCAGCAGCGGCAAUAAUAUGGGCCAGUAAAAGGGACUUUGUUUUUGUGUGUUGCUCAGGUUGGCUGAGCAUUGAUGCUCCACUGCUUCGGAUCUGUUUUUCUCUCCUUCCUCUCUUUUUUAGAUCUGCUCACUAAAGUUUCUCAAAGUAUCUGCUCACUAAAACACUACAACUAAUGGGUAGCAGGAGACCAAUUGCUGCCCCCGAACAUUGAAUGUCUCACACACAGCCUCGUAGAACAAUGGUCUCUGUCUGGCACCUAGUUAGAGACCAGGGAUGGACUUCAGCCCAAACUUUCUUGAUAGGGUUUAGGGAUUAUCUCCUGAUCCAGGUCUCAGAGCCGCAGUCAUUUAAAUCAGUCACAUUCAUAUAGCCCCCAGCCCCAUUCUCUGUCAGUGGAGCAGCCUAAGGCUGUGUUGACCUUGUAGGUCAGAGCCCUGGUUCUGUGUGUUAUAUCGGUACUGGAGAGAUUUAUGGCCUUGGCCACAGGACCAAGAUGUACAUUUUUAAUUAAUUGAUUAUUUCAUUUGCAUUCUUUCCUUUACAAAAAGUUCUUAUAUGUCGUGAAAGCCUGAUAGAAAUUAUUCUUUUUUAUAGGUGUAAGUGCACUCGCUACAUGUUGAUGUUGAACAAUGUAAGUUGGGUUUUAUACAGAAAGGAUCUUUUCUAUAGGAUGGUUACAUUUGAUUAGUAUGUUUGUGUCUAAACUGAGUCAACUGUGUCCUUUCUUGAAGCUCUUAGGGUAAAUGUAGGAAGAAGUGAGGUGGAAAAGUACUGACAACUGAGAGAGAACUUGAUUUCACCCCCCUACUGCCCUGUUGGUCCAUCCCAGGCCAGACGGGUGUGUUUUAGGAAUAGUGGAUCCAGACAAUCGCACACCUCCAUGGGGUGUGGAGCAGAACUCUCCUGGUGGAGUCAAAAAUCACAUCUUAAUCCCAGUGGAUCCCGGAUCAGAUUUAAACCUGGGGCUGCUCUGCUGGCAAGGCUGCGGCUCGUCGUCAGUCCUCGGCUAAUUAGUCGGUGCAGAUCGGGACAAGCCUGACCCAAACCCUCCACAUGUUGGCGGGGAGCAGAUCAUAGCUGUGGUGCUGGUGUGUCCCCAUGAUAGACUUUGUAAUCAUCGAGCUUUGUUGGGUGUGGGUCAUUGCCAUAAGCUUGUCUGUGUUAAAACGUCUGUCUGUGGUAGACCUCCGUACCUCAGGCUCACUGCCACACCAAGCACGGCCUUCCCUGGCUUUUCUCAAGUUUUUCUAUCCUUGAUUUUUUUUCUACUGUUUUCUUCAGAAAGCCGCAUGUUAGAUGACUAUUUGCAUGGAGGGAAACGUUAUUGCACUCAGAAGAAGAGAAAUGCAAAUCUGGCUUAUUUACAACAUUAUCAGGUCUGCAGUGUCUUUAUCAACUGCGUUAAAUUAGUACAACUCAGCUCUUGUAAUACUAUGGGUAAAGUGACAAUGACAUGGAAAUAUGUCCACAAAUAUUUUAAAUAGGUUGCUUUGGUAUUAAUGUUGCUGGCCAGCAUUUCUCUUACUCAUGACCUGCUUUUUAUAAGAUUGGUUUGGGGUUAUGUGCAAAAUGUGCAUUGUACAUUAAAAUUGGGUAUA